Rattus norvegicus (Norway rat) is the source of this 1837-nucleotide messenger RNA. RefSeq names its product MAGE family member A8 (gene Magea8). Lineage: Eukaryota; Metazoa; Chordata; Mammalia; Rodentia; Muridae. Gene Ontology annotation, cellular component: cytoplasm. The record is from RefSeq and is a predicted model, not a curated record.
UUAUCAGUGAACUCUGAAACCUGAAUUCCAUUUUGUAAGAUUUUGUUGAGUUUAAAGAGUACUUCAGUGCUGACUUUAGCUAAUGAGACAGAUAUCUACAUUCAUCUAAUUGUGGUGACACCGGGAAUUUGGGGAUGUAUUCUGAGGUUCUUUAAUUUUAUGAAAAUUUCUGUGCUGACUUUUGAGAUAGAGUGACUGUCCAGUCCUAAAUAUCUGGUGACUUUGUGGAUGCAGCACCAUAUUGUGAGACAGCUGGAUUGUUGGUGGCCUCGCUGUGCCUUUCCAGUUGAGGAAGGUGAGCCUAUCCACUGAAGGAUAUCAGAGCAGCAGUUGGAGUAUCAGAAAAUUAUCAGAAGAGGUGUCCAGCAUUUGUAAGCAGUCUAGUCUCAAGGAACUGAGAUCCUGGGAAGGAGGAGUUUGACUGGAGAUAGCGGAGUGAAUAUCUCAAGAGGGCAAGGACUGAAGGACAGUAUCCAGCCUUUCAGUGCCAAGGAAAACCACAAUGGAUGAUGCCCAUAACAUCCAAUACUGCAACCUCCAAGACAAUGCUCAGGCCGAACAGAAGUUAGACAAUGCCCAGGCUACCAUGGCUGCAGCAGAGGAGGAAGAAGCCACCACCACCUCAAAGGCCGAGUAUGGUAGUGGAAUACCAAGUCCUCUCCAGAGUCCUGAGAGAGCCUGCUCUCCCUCUGUGGCACUGGCCUCCAUUCCUGAAGGCCCAUCUGAGGAGGCUUCCAUCAGACAAUUACAGGCACUGGAAGACCCACUCUUUUUGUUGCACAAUGCACAGAAUGUAAAGGUGUAUGAUUUGGUGGACUUUCUGCUUUUCAAAUAUCAAACGAAGGCAUUCACUACCAAAGCAGAAAUGCUGGAAACCAUUGGUAGAGAGUAUGAUGAAUAUUAUCCUCUGAUCUUUAGUGAGGCCUCUGAGUGCAUGAAGCUGGUCUUUGGCCUUGACAUAGUAGAAGUAGACCCUUCUGUCCAUUCCUAUGUCCUUGUCACUGCCCUGGGCAUCACCUAUGAUGGGAUGCUGACUGAUGUCCAGGGUAUGCCCAAGACAGGUGUCCUCAUAGUUGUACUGGGUGUCAUUUUUAUGAAGGGAAACUAUGUCAGUGAGGACAUUAUCUGGGAAAUGCUGAAUAAUAUAGGGUUGUGUGGUGGGAUGGAUCCUUACAUACAUAGAGACCCCAGGAAGCUCAUCUCUGAGGAGUUUGUCCAGGAAGGGUACCUGGAAUACAGACAGGUGCCUAACAGUGAUCCUCCUAGCCAUGUGUUCCUGUGGGGCCCAAGGGCCUUUGCAGAAACCACCAAAUUGAAAAUCUUGCAGUUUUUUGCUAGCAUUACUAAGACUCAUCCCAGAGCAUACCCUGAAAAAUAUGCAGAAGCUCUGAGAGAUGAGAUAGACAGGGUCGAGGCCUGGAUCUUCCAGCAGAUGCUUCGACUCUCUGAUCUGGGCACUUUCUAGUGCACUGGCAAUUCAUAUCUAACACUCAUCCAAAUAUUGUAGCCUCAUUUGGGAGCUGGUGGGAGGAGAGCAUAAUGCUUUUUACUUGCAUUCUAUUUGGGUGAAUUUAAGAUUCUUGAUAUUUCAAAAUGUUAAUACUCUUAAUACAAGAUCCAUUGGGUUUAAGUUUACUUAUUUUGCAAUGCAUGCAUUGUUGAUUUCCAGGUUUGAAGCAUUUUAUUAUUUUGAAACCGUAUAAGCAUGACUUCUGUCUUACUUUGUUAAAAUGUCAUAAAAUACUAUAGUACAUUGAUAUUGGUAUUAACUGGGCAAUGGGAAAAAUCUGGGCAUUAAUUUGUAAAAAAAAAGAAUAAAAUAAAAGUGUUAUGUCUA